GUAGUGCGUUGCAUCAUUUUAACUUAAUACUCAUUGCAAAGUGCUGUUUCAUCUCUUUAUUCAGCACAUUAUUUCAGUAAUUUUGUUUUUGUCCCUCGCUAGUCCUUUAUAAAUGGCUGCCAUCUGUAGAUCUAGUAGCCUGCCCUACGACAGCGUCUCCGAACGAGAGCUGUGACUUUGAACCGUGUGCUGUCAUCAAACCACCAGACCCGCGAGACACUGUAGCAGGAUUUCUUGAAAAGUCACGUAGAGAUCUUUGUGACCAAAAUAACACGCUGUGUACUAACAAUGGGGCCCGACGUGAUAUCUGGUUAUAUCCUUUUGGUGGCAGCAAUCUUAUCGUCUUGCGACGCACUUGUUCUUCAUGGCACAACGGCCGAAGUGGAAAUAUGGAAAACGAAGAAUGUAUCUUUAGAAUGUAUGGACAACGAUCAACAGCCGGACAUUAAUUCUGAAGUUAUCAUGAUGCGAAUCCUGAAAAAAGACCACGAUGGAUGGAGUUGUUUUGCAGAACUUCGCGAUGGUGAGGCAGAAGUAACGCCAAAACGUAAGGAUGUACUCGCUGAGGCCAACAAGACUUCCAUCUCUGACAGCUUUCUGCGGCUUACGUGGCCUGUGGCGACUGACGAUACAACUGGCGAGUACAGAUGUGACUUCGUGGUCUUGACGUCACAGGAAAAUUUCAUCUUUAAAAAAAGCCAACCCACGCUCAUCUCCCGAAAGAGUAACCUCACGGUGCAGAUCCUUAACAAAAUAAUGGAGGAGAACAAGAGAGAGUACCUCCAGCGACUGCGGUCUCAGAGAGAAAUCAUCCUGGAAAACGUGACAGUCAUGGCAGAAGAGAGCAAGACACAGUGUAUGCAGCAAAAAGAUGACAUUCUUCAGAACUUUACAGCGAUCGUCGAGUCUUUUGGAGCCAGUUUUGAGAGCAAAUGGAAAGGCCAACUUCAGGUCCUGAGCCGCACAGUAGACCAGAACAAGAGGGAAUGUCCUCAUCAAAUGCUGUCUCAGAAACGCCAGAUUCUGGAACAUGUGGCGGCGAUAAUGGAGCAGACAAAAGAAGAGAUUGUUCAACAAAAAGAAGACAUUCUUAUCAACGUCACAGCGGUCGCUGAACAGGCGGCCAAAAGAGAGUUUGCUGAACAGAGAGAAGACCUUCUAAACAGGGUUACUGCCACGACUGAACAGACGAAAAGUGAGCUUGUUCAACAAGAAGAACGCAUUCUGAACAACCUCACUGCGAUCGUCGAGGCACUUGAGGCGAAUUUUGAACGCAAGCUGGGCGAUUUGAAGAUCAAGUUACAGCCCAAAUCGUGCUCUGAAGCGCAUGAUCUUGGCCCCCGACCUGUAAUUGUCCUGUCUGAUGGAAUGAAAGUAGUCUGCGACACUGUGACAGACCACGGUGGCUGGAUUGUUAUACAGAGACGUGCUUCUGCGGCCGUUGACUUCUAUCGUGACUGGGCAGAUUACAAAAACGGAUUCGGCGACUUUUCUGGAAACUUCUGGUUUGGUUUGGAGAAAGUCCACCAGCUGACCAGCCAGGACAAAUACGAAUUGAGGAUCGAUAUGAAAUACGAAGGAGACGAUUACUACGCCAAGUAUAAGAACUUUAAGCUGUCUGGAGAGUCGGAAAAAUAUAAAAUUCAGUUAUCUGGAUUUUCGGGUAAUGUGGAUGACAAGAUGUCAUAUCAUGAUGGCCAGGAAUUCACCACCAAGGACCAGGACAACGAUUUCUCCAGUUCAGUCAACUGCGCCGUUGAUCGCCAUGGAGCGUGGUGGUAUGAUUCGUGUCAUUACGUGAACCUCAACGGAUAUUGGGGCAGCAAACGGUUAAAGGAGGGCAUGAACUGGUACGGCUUAACGGGAGAGGACGAUUCUGUCAGUUUCAGCGAAAUGAAGAUUCGACGUCUAUCAGACUGACAUCUUCACGACACCUAAUGUUCAAUCCACCGAUUAUAUAUUGUUUAGUUUGUCUAGAUAUUAAUUACUUCUUUUGGAUUUCCUGUGAAGGAAAGGGGAGCAUACCGAUUGAACAACCUCAUAACUUUGAUUGUGAUGCUGCAUGGGGCACAUGUUUAGAUAAUGAUGCUGUCGAUACUGAAAAUAGAUAUUGUGCAUACUC
Molecule: messenger RNA, 2122 nt
Organism: Aplysia californica (California sea hare)
Lineage: Eukaryota; Metazoa; Mollusca; Gastropoda; Aplysiida; Aplysiidae
Product: fibrinogen C domain-containing protein 1-A
Exons: 6
Coding region: 289-1920 (543 amino acids)
Source: RefSeq, a predicted model, not a curated record